CCCUCUACCAAUUCUGCCGCCAUGGUUGCGCUGAAGGGCAUCCCGAAGGUGCUGUCCCCGGAGCUGUUGUUCGCGCUUGCGCGGAUGGGGCAUGGAGACGAAAUUGUCUUUGCAGAUGCGAACUUUCCUACCUCUUCCAUCUGCCAGUGCGGGCCUGUAGAGAUCCGAGCAGAUGGCCUCGACAUCCCACAGCUCCUGGAGGCUGUACUGAAGCUCCUGCCCCUGGACACCUAUGUGGAAAGCCCGGCUGCUGUCAUGGACCUAGUGCCCAGUGACAAAGAGAAGGGCCUGCAGACCCCAAUAUGGAGCCAUUAUGAAUCCCUUCUUCUCACAGCUGACUGUAAGAAAGCUCUGAUGAAGAUAGAGAGAUUUGAAUUUUAUGAACGUGCAAAAAAGGCAUUUGCUGUUGUUGCAACUGGGGAGAUGGCACUCUAUGGAAACAUCAUCCUCAAGAAGGGAACUCUUGACCUCCGACCCUCAUAGAGACCACUCCAGGCUGACACUUGGCUGUGCCUGAACCCAAUCAGCACACCUUCCCUUGGCAGCAACCAGACCUAGACAUCAGCCUCGUGUUCAAGGAGAUGGCAGAUCUUGAGAGACUCGACGGACCCUGACAAAUUCCCCCUUCUACAACUUGUGAAAUUGAUGGGGGAGGGAGAACAUUCAUUGUCAAUCUUUAAUCUAAAGGCUGUGUAUU
Molecule: messenger RNA, 697 nt
Organism: Mastomys coucha (southern multimammate mouse)
Lineage: Eukaryota; Metazoa; Chordata; Mammalia; Rodentia; Muridae
Gene: Fuom
Product: fucose mutarotase
Exons: 6
Coding region: 22-483 (153 amino acids)
Biological process (GO): fucose metabolic process
Molecular function (GO): fucose binding; racemase and epimerase activity, acting on carbohydrates and derivatives
Source: RefSeq, a predicted model, not a curated record